UUCCCCCAUCAAUAAUAAUACUCCCAUUCUUUUCUUCAAUUCCCCCUCUUCCUCUCACAAAUCACCAUAUAUACUCUCUUCAUUUUCCUAUCUAGCUUUUCAUACUUACAAUUUUGGAGCAUAUAUAUACAUAUUUAUGGAGCCAUCUGACGAUCAGCCCCGAACCUCCGACCUUGCGUCAUCUUCCGGCGAGGGAUCACGUUCCAGGACGCCGUCGGCUGCCGGACCGCCGGCGCAGUCUCCGGUUGGGUUCAUGGGCAAGCACCGGAUGGCCGCCGCCGUCGCCUCCCUCGAUCACCAAAUUCAAUUGAUCCAGGAAGAGCUGCAGCGACUGGAAACACUCGGGGAAUCUUCAAUUGUCUGCAAAGAGCUGGUCUCCAGUGUUGAAUCCGUUCCAGAUGCUCUUCUACCAGUGACCAAAGGUCCAAAAGAGGUUGGCUGGGAUAGGUGGUUCCAAGGAGCCAACGGAUCGAGGCGUCAAAAGAGAUGGAUUUAAUAUUUGGAUGAUACUUUAGAAUUUUUUAAAAUUUUUUUUAUAACAAGGAAAAUAUGUAGUUAUUAUCUGAGGAUUAAGAAUUUGUACUGGGUAAAUUAGAAUUUUUUUUAAAUAAGAUUUCAUGAGAACUGAAGAUAAACAAUUGCAAAACAUUAUUAUUUAUCUGCCACACACAAAUUUUCCACUUUAUCGAGAUUUUGUAUUACUAUACUAAAUAAUCUCAUCUUUAAUUUCACAUAAA
This is a messenger RNA of Ipomoea nil (Japanese morning glory), 737 nucleotides long. Its product is annotated as guanine nucleotide-binding protein subunit gamma 2-like. The record is from RefSeq and is a predicted model, not a curated record. NCBI's taxonomy places the organism in Eukaryota, Viridiplantae, Streptophyta, Magnoliopsida, Solanales, Convolvulaceae. The coding region runs from base 137 to 496 and encodes 119 amino acids. The transcript is spliced from 4 exons.